Telopea speciosissima is the source of this 1503-nucleotide messenger RNA. Its product is annotated as aluminum-activated malate transporter 10-like. The transcript has 6 exons. The record is from RefSeq and is a predicted model, not a curated record. NCBI's taxonomy places the organism in Eukaryota, Viridiplantae, Streptophyta, Magnoliopsida, Proteales, Proteaceae. Gene Ontology annotation, biological process: malate transport. The coding region runs from base 1 to 1503 and encodes 500 amino acids. Gene Ontology annotation, cellular component: plant-type vacuole membrane.
AUGGUUGGGUUGCAGUGGAGGGUACAGACAAGUAAUGGGUCAUCAAAGCUUCUGGUUCCAGAAUCUGGUCUCAUUCGUAAAACUUGGUUAUGGUUUUUGGGUUUGCUUUUUGAGUUGAAAUCUAAAGUUGGAAGGUUCUUCAAGAAAGCAUGGGCAUUAGGGAUUGAAGAUCCAAAGAAAGUGAUCCAUUGUUUAAAGGUAGCCAUAGCACUCACCUUAGUGUCAUUGUUAUAUUAUGUGAGACCUUUGUAUGAAGGUGUUGGAGAACAGGAUGCUAUAUGGGCAGUCAUGACAGUUGUGGUAGUCUUUGAAUACACAGCAGGAGCAACAAUAUAUAAAAGCUUAAACCGAAUAACUGGAACUAUUCUUGCUGGAACACUAGCCGUCAUCAUUCACUGGUUUGCUAUCAAGUUAGGCAAAUCGUUUGAGCUUGUAAUUAUUGGAGCUUCAGUUUUCGUUUCAGCUUCAGCAGCGACUUUCACUAGAUUUAUUCCAACGAUAAGACUUCGAUUCGAUUAUGGUGCUGUGAUCUUUAUCCUCACCUACAGCUUGAUUGCGGUUUCGGGUUUUCGAAUUGAAAAUUUGUUUCAGAUGGGGUACCUGCGAGUUUCUACCAUUGUCAUUGGGACUGUUCUUUGCAUGCUCAUCAGCAUGCUCAUUUGUCCCGUUUGGGCUGGCGAGGAGCUUCACCUCCUCAUCACUCGUAAUAUGGAAAACCUUGCCAAUUCCUUGGAGGGAUGUGUGACGGACUACUUCAAGGAGAAGAACAGCAAAGGCAAUGUUGACAAUGACGAUAAAACCCAUAAAAUUUUAUUAGGAUACAAAUGUGUGCUAAAUUCAAAAGCGGCAGAAGAAUCUUUUGCCAAUUUUGCCAUAUGGGAACCUGCCCAUGGUUGCUUCAGAUUUAGACAUCCAUGGAAACAAUACCUCAAAAUUGGAGCAUCCAUGCGCAACUGUGCCUUCUGCAUCGAGAUUCUUAAUAGUUGCAUUAAUUCAGAAUUUCAGCUACAGGCACCAGACUUCAUAAAGAAGCAUUUCAGUGAUGCCUGCAUCAUAUUGAGUUCUUACUCUUCAAGGGUUUUGAAAGAAUUGGUUAUUUCUAUCACAACUAUGAGAAGAUCUUUCAAAAUAGAAUUAUCAGUUAGAGAGAUGAAAGAUGCUUUAAGAGAGCUUCAAAAUGUUUUGAAGUCCCUCCAUAGCUGCUUACUCAGUACUCCACCACCACCAUCAUCACCAUUACCAGAAAAUUCUGAAGAAACAACAAAAGAGCCAAUUUCAACACCCACCACUACAGUACCUCUAAUGGAGGUUAUUCCUCUCCUCACAGUAGCUUCAUUAUUGAUUGAAAUUGUGGCACGUAUUGAAGGGGUCGUCAAAGCUGUGAAUGAAUUAACAAACUUGGCAGAUUUCAAACCUCAAAUCGAAAAACCCAUGAAGCUCACCAGAGAGCCUAGCUCAGGAUAUCAAGAUCAAGAAACCUUGAAAGCACUAGAACAAGUUUGA